AUGCGAAUUUUCGAUGAAAAGUGUACAAACUCGACAGUGGAUGUAAAUCGCCAUUUAUCGAGUCAUUAUGCAUCAAUUUAUCCUCUACAUCAUGAUGCCAAUUUGGUUUUGGUAAGACAACAACGUGAUUUAUUUACCGGUGGACCGUCGCCAACACAUCUCGGUAUACCAGAUGUGACUACACAUGUAGGUAGUGUAAUCCAUGCGUUUGAAACACUUGCCCAUCAAAGACAAAUGAAAGAAGCUGAACAACCAUAUGAAAGUUCAAAGUCAACAUCAAGUUCGCAUAAAAAGGCAUCUAUUCAUAAAAUAAUACUUCCACCACCUCCACCGAGUAAGAAAAUUUCCACUGGAACGCUUACAAAUGAGCCAAUAAAACAUAUUAUACGACAUCGUCCUAAAGGUAAAGCACCUGAGAUUCCAUCAUCAUCAACAAACACUGCAUCUGCCACAACCCAAACCACAAUUUUUACGGGCGAUGAAAAUGAGUCUAGUGCUCUAGAUUCAUUGAACUUAGAAGACGAAAUACAAAAGAGCCCUUCCACAAAGUUUCCACAAUCUUAUGUUGUUAAGAACUAUAAAGUGCUUCCACCCUUCGUUCCACCUCAUCAACCAUCGAGAAUACCCACAAAGGCAAUAAAUAAGCAAAACAAUCAGACAUCGGCACGCAACCGAAUGUCUGAUAGUUUAUUACAAGCAAAAUCUCGAACUGAUGUUUUUCUCAAACCCAAAAAACAUACCGAAGACGAUAUCGAAAAUGAUUUUUUACGUGGUACAACAGUCAGUCAAUCAUUCAUCAAAAAUGUCGUUCGUAAAUCUCCGACAAGAAAAAUAUCAACAUAUGAACAAAACUUUCUUGUCAAUAAUGAUGAGCCACAAAUCCGUGUCAGUAGAUCAAAACGGAAAUCUCUUGACAGAAACUCAAGAUCUCGAUCAGGUGGAAAUACAAAAAUUGAGCAGCCAUUAAUAGAUGAAGUAAAUCGACGUUAUAAGGAAUAUUCUGGAGGGCAUGUUAAUGAAAAUUCUAAACAGUUUAAUUUCCAUCCACGCAGCAUUGACCGAGCUGAACUUUAA
Molecule: messenger RNA, 1074 nt
Organism: Chironomus riparius
Lineage: Eukaryota; Metazoa; Arthropoda; Insecta; Diptera; Chironomidae
Source: the annotation of a GenBank genome assembly